AUGCUUGCCACAGAGGCAGGCCGCGCCCUGCGUGCGGGCGCCGACUACCUGCACUUGGAUGUCAUGGAUGGCCACUUUGUUCCGGCCAUCUCCUUUGGACCAAAAGUCAUCGCCAACUUGCGGAAGCAUCACCCGAAGGUCUUUUUUGACUGCCAUAUGAUGGUGGAGAAGCCCGAGGAGCAAGUUGAGGCGAUAGCCGAGGCAAAGGCCCUCCAUCCAGAGAGUGGCAAAAACUUGCUGCAGUUCACCUUCCACAUCGAAACCACAGAGCCCCGAGGAAUAACGCAGAAAGUUAUUGACCUCGUCAAACAAAAUGGCAUGCUCGUCGGCAUCGCCUUGAGUCCAGCCACACCGAUUGAGCAAGUGCAGCCGUACCUCGAUCAGGUGGACAUGGCACUUGUCAUGACAGUUGUGCCUGGCAAAGGAGGCCAAUCUUUCAUGGUGGAGAUGAUGGAGAAAGUCCGCUUUGUUCGUGCAAAAUAUCCUGACAAGGACAUUGAGGUGGAUGGCGGUGUCAAGGUGCACACCGUGGACGAAGCUGCCAAAGCUGGUGCCAAUAUGAUUGUUUCCGGCACUGGCGUGUACAAGGUGGAUGACAUGGCAUUGGCAAUUGCCACAAUGAGGAGAAGUGUGGAACUACACGGAAAUGGUUUAGCGGAAGAAAAGCUCUCACCCCUGAGAUACGACAAAGAGAUUUUCACGUAG
Molecule: messenger RNA, 705 nt
Organism: Symbiodinium pilosum
Lineage: Eukaryota; Dinophyceae; Suessiales; Symbiodiniaceae
Source: the annotation of a GenBank genome assembly